This is a messenger RNA of Rhineura floridana, 831 nucleotides long. It is a transcript of the gene ZDHHC22, whose product is annotated as zinc finger DHHC-type palmitoyltransferase 22. Gene Ontology annotation, biological process: protein palmitoylation. The record is from RefSeq and is a predicted model, not a curated record. Bases 1 to 831 code for a protein of 276 amino acids. The transcript has 2 exons. Gene Ontology annotation, molecular function: palmitoyltransferase activity. Gene Ontology annotation, cellular component: Golgi apparatus. NCBI's taxonomy places the organism in Eukaryota, Metazoa, Chordata, Lepidosauria, Squamata, Rhineuridae.
AUGCUAGUUCUCAGGUUUCUCAAUGUUGUGGCUCCAGCCUACUUCCUGUGCAUCUCCUUCGUGACUUUCACCCUCCAGCUCUUCCUCUUCAUCCCCAGCAUGUUCAAAAACCCUUCCGCCACCCCUCUCUUCUCCUCCGCUUUGCUGCAUGGGGCCCUCUUCCUCUUCCUCUCAGCCAAUGCACUGGGCAACUACAUCCUUGUGAUCCAGAACACCCCGGAGGACCUGGGGAAGGGUCUGAACUUGGCCGGAGGAGCUGAAGCGGUGGUGGCCAACUGGUCAGAUGGAAACGGGCCCCAUGGCUCCGCCUUGCCUGGAACUCACUUCUGUCGACUGUGUGCCAGAGCCACCCAAAGGCAUGACCACCACUGUUUCUUCACAGGGAACUGCAUUGGGAGCAGGAACAUGCGGAACUUCAUCAUGUUCUGUCUGUAUACCUCCUUGGCUUGCCUCGAUUCCCUAGUGGCAGGAGUGGCUUAUAUUUCUGCCGUGCUCUCCACUUCCUUUGCCAACCCACUGGCUUUCCUGACCCUCCUGCCUCACUCCAUUAGCCAGUUCUUCUCAGGAGCUCUUCUUAGCUCGGAAAUGUUCGUCAUCCUCAUGCUAUACCUCUGGCUGGGAAUCGGACUUGCCUGCGCUGGCUUCUGUUGCCACCAAAUGCUGCUGAUCUUGCGAGGGCAAACGCGAUACCAGGUGCGGAAAGGACUGACGGCACGAGCCCGGCCCUGGAAGAAGAACCUAGAAGAGGUCUUUGGAAAGAAGUGGCUGCUAGGAUUUCUCAUUCCUGUGCUCAAUGUAGGAAAUGACUAUCACAGGCAGAAAGAGAAGUGA